Molecule: messenger RNA, 1920 nt
Organism: Dendrobium catenatum
Lineage: Eukaryota; Viridiplantae; Streptophyta; Magnoliopsida; Asparagales; Orchidaceae
Product: ras GTPase-activating protein-binding protein 2
Exons: 11
Coding region: 174-1619 (481 amino acids)
Cellular component (GO): cytosol; ribonucleoprotein complex
Molecular function (GO): mRNA binding
Source: RefSeq, a predicted model, not a curated record
ACCGAAGUCUCUUCUCCUUCUUCCUCGCUUCGCCUCUUCUUCUUCUCUCCGUGCCGCUCUUGCUCCGAGAGCUGUUGCGGUAUCUCCGAAGGGGAGCCCAGGUCCGCGUCGCCAUUGCCGUUGUGAGGGUGUGAUUAACAGGAUUUGCAGAAAGAAACAAUAAACAUACUAAUAUGGCAUUGCCAGCUGCAGCUCAACCAAGUCCGCAAGUGGUUGGGGGUGCCUUUGUUCAACAAUAUUAUUUUGUUCUUCAUAAAUCUCCUGAUCAGGUACAUAGAUUUUAUCAGGAUUCAAGCAUCUUGAGUCGUCCGGAUUCAAAUGGGAUGAUGACAUCGGUGACAACAAUGCAAGACAUCAACGACAAGGUUUUGUCAAUGGAUUUCAGUGACUAUACUGCAGAGAUAGAGUCUGCAGACUCUCAGGCAUCAUACAAGGAUGGUGUACUGGUUGUUGUGACUGGUUCCUUGACAGGAAGGGAUAAUGUCAGGCGCAAAUUUAUCCAGUCAUUUUUCCUAGCUCCACAGGAGAAAGGUGGUUAUGUUGUCCUAAAUGAUAUUUUUAGAUUCGUGGACCCAAGCCAAGCAAGGGGUGCGAAUCAAGUUAUAGUUAAUGGGGCAAAUGGUGAUUCAGCAGAAGCUUUGACCCCCGAACUAGAGCCAACCUUGGUUCAGGAGCCUCAAGUGGCCACUUCAGUUGAACUCGAAACUUUGCACGCUGUGGAAGAUAUUGAUAAUGGUGAGGAAGUUAUUAAACCUGUGGAACAUGAUCCUCCAGAAGCAUCAAUUGUGGUUGCUGCAGAUCCAGAGGUCCAUGUGGGUCAAUCUGAUGACCAACCAGUUUCUGAAGUUGCUGUUUCUGUCUCUCAAGAGGAUGAGCCUAAGAAGUCUUAUGCAUCCAUUGUCAAGGUUUACAAGGUCAGCAAAUCAUCAACGCUGAAUUCUACUGUUUCUAAACCAAAAGUUUCCUUGCCAAAAGCAGCUCCAAAAGUUGACGCAGUAAACCCUGACAAACACCCUACUCCUUCCUCGAAGCCUUCCAUUACAUCUGAAACCACAGUUAGUACUGUUGACAAUGUUCCUGAAAACAAUUCAAAUGAUGUUGAGGGACAUUCCAUAUAUAUUAGAAAUUUACCCUUGAGCACAACACCUGAAGAGGUUGAGGUGGAGUUUAAGAAAUUUGGACCAAUCAGACCUGGUGGUGUCCAAGUUAGAAACCACAAGGUGGAACGGUUUUGUUUUGGCUUUGUUGAGUUUGAAUCGUUGGAUUCCAUGCAAGCGGCAAUCAAGUCUUCUCCCAUCACUAUUGGAGGUCGUCAAGCUUUCGUUGAGGAGAAGAGGACUACAACACGAGUGGUGAACGGCGUAGUUACCAAUGGUGGGAGGGGGAGGUAUCUAGCAGGAAGAGGAGGCUACCGGAAUGAUAAUUUCAGAGGUCGGGGAGGCUAUGGAGGCAACCAGGGCUAUGGCAGACCUGAAUUUCGCAACAGAAGUGAGUAUUCGGGUCGCGGCCGUGGCGGUCUUGGCCGUCCGAUCAAUGGCUUUCAGCAGAGGCCCUUCCAGAAUGGAAAUGGCAGGAUAUUCCGUCCUGCCAUAGCAAAUCAAACUGCUGUUUCAGCUUAACAGGUAAUUAUUAUUAGAGAGACUUAUCCAUUCUAUGUGGACUGGAAAUGACAAUGGCUUAAUUCUUUGUCCUCUUUUAGUCUUUGGAGAGCAAUAUACUCUUUUAGUGAGGUUAGCUGUUGAAGUUUGUGGUUCAGAAAUCCGUCAUUUUUGCCUGGUACAAGAAUUUAUGUCAUUGUUUAUGAAAAAAAAAAGAAAAAAAACUCAGUUUAGGUUGGUUUUGCUUUUUCUUUUUUGUUUUCCAGCAUUUGUUACUAAAUCAUCUUUGUAAAUUUAUUGAUUACAAAUCAUGUUUUUUUUU